Messenger RNA from Polychytrium aggregatum, 1340 nucleotides. Its product is annotated as ribosomal protein L6, alpha-beta domain-containing protein. The transcript has a single exon. Gene Ontology annotation, cellular component: ribosome; mitochondrial large ribosomal subunit. The record is from RefSeq and is a predicted model, not a curated record. Gene Ontology annotation, molecular function: rRNA binding; structural constituent of ribosome. Lineage: Eukaryota; Fungi; Chytridiomycota; Chytridiomycetes; Polychytriales. Gene Ontology annotation, biological process: translation. Bases 192 to 878 code for a protein of 228 amino acids.
CGCGACACACCAGCAGCAGCACCCCGAAUCAGCCAGAUCCACAUCCAGGCCGGCCAGAUCGACCGCUGUCUCAAGCGCACCGACCGAGCAAGCCAUUCGACUGACAGCCGAAGCAGCCAGCUCGCUCUCAGCCACCCACUCCCGCUGCCCCAUCCACAGCCUCGAUUCGCCUCGCACGCACACGACCAGCCAUGCUCUGGAAAUCGCUGCUUCCGUCGACCCGUCCGGCUGUCUCGCCGCUUGCCUCCAGCACGAUCGCUCGCGGGUUCUCGAGCUCGGCGCCGGCAGCAUCAAAGAUCGGCCGCCUGCCUCUGAAAUAUCCAUUCGAGGUCAGCAUCAAGCUGGAGCCCUACACACCCACGGCAGCCUUCCCGAGAUGCACCCAGCAGGUCGUCGUGGCGGGGCCGCGAGGCUCCCUUGCGAUGCCCGUGCAUCCGUUCGUUCAACUGGACUUUGUGGACGUCCCGCAGGAUGCUCCGAAAAAGAUCAUCCGGGUCUCGGUCGAGAACACCAACGACCGCAAGCAAAAGGCCAUGUGGGGCACAACACGGGCCCUACUCAACAACAUGGUCGAGGGAGUCUCGGAGGGCUUCACGAUCCCGAUCCGAUUCAACGGCGUCGGCUACAGAGCGCUGUUUGAAGAGGGCAAGCUGUCGCUAAAGCUGGGCUUCUCGCACCCGAUCCUGCUGGACAUCCCCAAGACGAUCCAGGUGCAGAUUCCGGCUCCCCAGCGCAUCAUUCUGCAGGGCAACGAUCUCCAGGAAAUCACCCAGUACGCCGCCAAGAUCCGCGCAUGGCGGCCCCCGGAGCCCUAUAACCAGAAGGGCGUUUUUGUCGGCGACGAGACGAUCAAGAAGAAGGAGGGCAAGAAGCGAUAAGCAAUGAGGAGGUUCGCCGACGGCACCAUCCAGAUGAACACUAUAUUUCAUGUACUCACUCUGCACGUUGCAGCCACAGCCACGGCCAUGACCCUACUCGCCCGGGCAUGAUACUUUCCAUGCGGAAACAAUGGGCUGUUGCCUGGGGGCCCGUCGCUGCAGUCAUUGGCUGGAAAUACAAAUUCCUGGACGCACUCGCCAUUGACACCGACCCCGGCGAGGUCGAGGUCCAAGACCCGCUGCGAGGGAAGCUCGUGUCUGAGACUGCACAAGAAUCGGCAUUAUUGUGAACCGAUGGGCUGGUGCGACGGCGGAUUGGCGAGCCGGUUUGCAGAUGGAUCGAUGGGCAGCGGCUGGAAGCUCUUCGAGACAGGACUGUAUGUGUUGAGCGAUCGCCCGGCUGAGCGAUAUCGAUCGGCGCUCUCGCUGUUGGAAUGGGGCCGGUCGAUGAGAUAUCAAGCG